GGGGAAGAAAGGAGAAAUUGUUGGAUAGGUUCCUUAAAGAUCUUUGUUUUCUUGCUGGCUUCUGAAGAAACAGAACAGCUUCUUCAGAUCCGAAGAAAAAGGUCUGAAAUCGAAAAACCCGAGAUUAGGAACAGAAGACCCGCGAACCCAAAAAGAGAAGACACCCGGUAAAACAAAUGUGAAAGAGCAGUAGUCUUCACUGUGCUCAAGUUCAACCCCCCCAUUGUUAAAAAGGAAGGGCCUUUAUUGUGUUUUGUGUUUUUGCUUUCGGGUGUGUUGCUUUUGGACACUUUGUUAUGUUCCAAGAGAGCAUUGAAUGAAUCUUUGAAUAACUUUUUCUCCUUCUGCCCCCUGUUUUUUUUUUUUUUUUCCUCUCCUUUGUUGUUGUUCACUUUGUGUUGGUGGGUGUAUGGUGUGGGCAAUACGGCUUUUCCUUUUUUAUCUGCUUUCUGUCGGUCAUCGCUCUCUCGAUUGAAUCUUUGAAUUGGACGAGAGAGGGGGAGAAGAAGAGGGAGAGGAGAAGAAGUGGCAGAAGUAGAGAGAUUCUUUUGUGAGCACACAGAUAGAUUCUUGGUGGGUGCUGAUGAUUUUGGUGGUGAAUUUUGAUGCUGGGAAUUCAGAUAUCUUUAGAGACUGAGAAACGGGGGGGAAGAAAGAUGAUUGCUUUCUGAUUUUUUGUCGGUUGCAGAUCUUGAGUUCCUGAAUUCGACAGUUCAUUCUUAGCUUAGUUUUAGGAAGAAAGAAAAGACAAGAGUUUGCGGUCUUUUUGUAGCUGUGAAGAAGUGAGCUUCUAGCUGCUAAUGUUAUGGCACUGCAAAAUCUGGGGAAUCGAGAGAGUGAAUUGCGUACAAGAAGAUGAAUUGGUGGAGCUUUUGAGCUGAGAAAGAGAAAUGGACCUGCUCUGUCUCAGGGGUCUCUCUCUCUCUCAUCAGCAAAUUUGAGCUGUUGUGGACUUUUGGGGGGUCACUGUGCGAUUGUGUGUCUUUCCAAGUAGAAGUUUGUUAAUCCCCUUUCCUCUUGGCUCAGAACGUGGGUCGGAAAUUUUUCCGAAUUCGAGUUUCGAACAAGAUCAACCCCACCAGUGUUUAUUGUAAAAACAAGCAUCACAAGCACCUAGUUCUCUAGCUGCGGGGAGAAGAUUUUUAUGCUCUGAAAAAGCUGUUUUCUGUUUGGAAAACCGCCUUUUGGCGAGGAUGAUCACUUUUAUGGAUUCUAAGGAGAAGCUGAAAGAGGUGGAGAAGACGUUAGAUUCUCAACUAUGGCACGCCUGCGCCGGUGGAAUGGUGCAAAUGCCGCCACUGAACUCCAAGGUCUUUUAUUUCCCUCAAGGCCACGCCGAGCAUUCGUGCGGUCCCGUGGAUUUCCGGAACUGCCCCAGGAUACCAGCAUACAGACCUUGCCGGGUUUCUUCAAUUAAGUUCAUGGCCGAUCCAGAGACCGAUGAGGUCUUCGCCAAGAUGAGAUUGGUUCCGUUGACAAAUAAGGAGCCAGAUUUUGGGGACGAUGGACUUGGAGGGCUUCAAGGAUCAGAUGGACAAGAUAAGCCCGCCUCCUUCGCCAAGACUUUAACCCAGUCAGAUGCUAAUAACGGCGGCGGUUUCUCCGUCCCGAGGUACUGUGCAGAAACGAUCUUCCCACGACUGGAUUACUCUGCAGACCCUCCUGUCCAAACCAUCCUAGCCAAGGACGUCCAUGGAGAGACGUGGAAGUUUAGGCAUAUCUACCGAGGGACACCGCGGCGCCAUCUCUUGACCACAGGUUGGAGUACUUUUGUGAACCACAAGAAGCUUGUGGCUGGGGACUCGAUAGUGUUCAUGAGGGCAGGGAAUGGGGAUCUCUGCGUCGGGAUUCGCCGAGCCAAAAGAGGGAUUGGUGGCGGACCUGAGUCCUCAUCUGGUUGGAACCCAGUAGGCGGUAACUGUCCGGCACCUUAUGGUGGGUUCUCGGCAUUCCUGACAGAGGACGAGAACAAAUUGUUGACCAACGGGCAUGGUAACUGCAUGAGUGUAAAUGGAAGUUUGAUGGGCAAGAAACGGGUCACACCGGAGGCAGUUGUUGAAGCUGCCUCGCUCGCGGCAAAGGGGCAUCCUUUCGAGGUGGUUUACUACCCUCGAGCAAGUACCCCUGAAUUCUGUGUGAAGUCUUCCCUGGUGAAAGCAGCGAUGCAGAUCCGGUGGUGUUCCGGAAUGCGGUUCAAGAUGGCCUUCGAAACAGAGGACUCUUCACGGAUUAGUUGGUUCAUGGGGACGAUAUCUUCAGUUCAAGUGGCCGAUCCCGUCCGCUGGCCAGAUUCACCGUGGAGGCUACUCCAGGUAACUUGGGACGAGCCGGAUUUGCUGCAAAACGUGAAACGUGUGAGCCCGUGGCUGGUCGAACUUGUCUCCAACAUGCCGGCAAUCCAUCUUUCCCCUUUCUCGCCGCCGAGGAAGAAGCUAAGACUUCCACAUCACCCGGAUUUCCCCUUCGAUGGGCACUUCCCAAUGCCAUCGUUCUCCGGCGACCUCCUUGGGCCCAGCAGCCCGUUUGGUUGUCUUCCCAACAACCAUUCUGCAGCUGGCAUGCAGGGAGCCAGGCACCCUUACUAUUCUCCAUCCUUACCAGAUCUCCACCUCAGCAAACAGACAUCGAGUCUGUUCCCUGCCGGCUUUCCGCUUCUCGACCACUCAAUUAGACCCAUCAGAACCUCCAAUGGUCCGAGAAUGCACAAAUCUAGCAGCGACAACAACAUCUCUACCCUCUUGACAAUGACGAAUUACGGGACAGUCUUUAAGAAACUCGAGGAAGUUAAGAAACCUCCCCAGUUGGUGCUCUUUGGCAAGCCGAUACUGACUGAGCAGCAGAUUUCUCUAAGCAGCUCUGCUACGACCACCACUACUACAGCUUCGCCCGCACAUACUUCAUCAGAAGAGAAGAUAGAUAAAACGGGUAGUUUCCCUGAUGGCCCUGGUUCCGCACGUCGGCAGUCGGCCCAACCAGAGCAGCAGUCGUCAUGUGAGCAGUCGAGAAUACAUGAGGAUAAACACCAACAGGAGAUGGAAGCCUGCUCAGAAAUCGGCCAUUGCAAAGUUUUCAUAGCAUCGGAAGACGUGGGCCGAACGCUCGAUCUCUCAUUGCUUGCCUCAUAUGAUGAGUUGCGCAGGAAGUUAACGGAUAUGUUUGGCGUCGAGAAUUCUCAAAGCUUAGCCCGCCACGUGCUAUAUCGGGAUAACAAAGGUGCAGAGAAGCGCAUCGGCGAUGAGCCAUACAGCGAUUUCAUCAGAACGGCCAAGAGAUUGACAAUUUCGACAAACUCUAGCAGCGACGGCGUAGGAAACUAGAGAGAAGCCGAACAACGACCUUCACUUGUACAGCUAAUCGACUCAAACCCUCCAUUUACAAGCUGACAAUUUUGAUGGACCGGGGGCAUCACGCGAAUCGGAAUCGAGCUUGUACAUUCGAGCUGGAUUCGCCUCGAGGCUAUUCUUUCGCCGCGUUUUCGGAGGAGCAACUCGCGCAAAGUGGAUAUCAUUUCUUUCUCAAAAUGGAGUUAUGGGUCUUGUUCGUCGGUGUCUUAGUCUUCUA
Messenger RNA from Rhodamnia argentea, 3561 nucleotides. Its product is annotated as auxin response factor 18-like. Gene Ontology annotation, biological process: response to hormone; regulation of DNA-templated transcription. Bases 1194 to 3317 code for a protein of 707 amino acids. NCBI's taxonomy places the organism in Eukaryota, Viridiplantae, Streptophyta, Magnoliopsida, Myrtales, Myrtaceae. Gene Ontology annotation, cellular component: nucleus. The record is from RefSeq and is a predicted model, not a curated record. The transcript has 4 exons. Gene Ontology annotation, molecular function: DNA binding; protein binding.